CCGCGGCAAGGACCUUGCCACUCCCAACUGGCAUGACUGACGGCGCCGUCGCCGCGUGGUGUCGAGAAGUGUGCGUCUCGAGCACCACGUCGUCGCUAUGCAAUCGCUCCAUCGAGAUCUGCCCUCCGUGUGUGCGACGCACCGCCCUUGACAUCCUCAUGUGCAGUCCCGGCAACUGCUCCGCCGCGGCAGUGUGUCCUCCGACCAUUCAACCCACCACUUCUCCACGACCUACGACCACCCCCAACACGACCAAUGUAUCCACGGCAGUCGCGACGACAUUUCCAACAACAUUGCUGGUCACGGCGGCCGUGCCACAGCCGCCUGACCGGGUUGCUCCAAUCUCGUCGUCGUCGACGAUUUUGCCCAUGCCGACGCUCGUGCUGGUCUUGACCGUUGCAGGCUCGUUCCUCGUGUGCUUGACAGGAUUCGCCUGGAUGUACCGCCGACGCCGCGCGGCUAAGCAAGACCUGGACGUGAAUUUAACCAUCGUGCACCGUCGACAGCACGCGAAGGCGUACAAUCCAGCGCUGGCCAACUGCAAACUUGACGAGUUUGACAUGCACAGCUACAACCACCCGCGCAGCACGAGCCGCACCCAGAGUAUGAGCAAAAGCAGUUGGCCAUACUCGGACAUGCACUGGUCGUCGCUGUGUCCGUCAACGAACGACAAACCGACCGACGGAGGCGAUGGCUUCGACCCAGAUCCGUGGGUAUUUACCAGCCCGUACCGACGUUCGAGCGUCAUCGAGCUCGGUGGGGACGUUUUUAUCAAACACGAUGAUGGAGCUACGGUUGGCUGUGCGGCCGAUUCGCCAGCUCACGACACCCGAUCGAGCUGUAGCGGCAGUGACGAGGCCAGGGGAAGUAGUCCAACCAACACGGUGAUCCUCGGCCGCAGAUAGUAGUUUUAUUUAAGUGAACACCAACAUGACGUGGGUUUUCCUCUCA
Molecule: messenger RNA, 951 nt
Organism: Aphanomyces invadans
Lineage: Eukaryota; Oomycota; Saprolegniomycetes; Saprolegniales; Verrucalvaceae
Exons: 1
Coding region: 33-905 (290 amino acids)
Source: RefSeq, a predicted model, not a curated record